This is a messenger RNA of Musa acuminata AAA Group (dessert banana), 477 nucleotides long. RefSeq names its product transcription factor IBH1-like. Bases 1 to 477 code for a protein of 158 amino acids. The record is from RefSeq and is a predicted model, not a curated record. The transcript has a single exon. NCBI's taxonomy places the organism in Eukaryota, Viridiplantae, Streptophyta, Magnoliopsida, Zingiberales, Musaceae. Gene Ontology annotation, molecular function: protein dimerization activity. Gene Ontology annotation, biological process: regulation of DNA-templated transcription.
AUGGAAUCAAAGAGCUCCGAUGAAAACUGUAACAACCCUAAUUCGGAGUUACACCCAUCCAAGCUCAUCAUGGCUUCCCACUUCCUUCGAGCCCUCUUUCGUAUACAGCAUACGACGACCGACUCCUCCUUCGCCGGCCGAAGCCGCAAGAUAAGGCGUGCUGCUUAUGCGUCGAUGGCUUACUCCGUCGGGACAAAGCGAGCGUGGAGCUCUGCUUUGCUCCGUAAGCUCCGCAGCCGCUCUCGGCUCCGGUUUCCCAAUCCUCGGAGAGCGAAAUAUGCGGCACUUCCGGGAAGGCCAAGGGUCGCGAGACCCCAGCAAAGGGAGAUGGACCAAGCAGAAGCUCUUCGCGAGUUGGUGCCAGGAGGGACAAGCAUGGACGACUGCAGGCUGCUCGAGGAGACAGCGGACUACAUACGGUGCCUUAGCACGCAGGUAAGGCUCAUGCAGGCGAUCAUGGAAUCGGUCUCUUUUUAG